Messenger RNA from Penaeus indicus, 1881 nucleotides. RefSeq names its product carcinine transporter-like. Gene Ontology annotation, cellular component: membrane. The coding region runs from base 4 to 1881 and encodes 625 amino acids. Gene Ontology annotation, molecular function: transmembrane transporter activity. The record is from RefSeq and is a predicted model, not a curated record. The transcript has 11 exons. Lineage: Eukaryota; Metazoa; Arthropoda; Malacostraca; Decapoda; Penaeidae. Gene Ontology annotation, biological process: transmembrane transport.
UCCAUGGACUUCGACGACCUCCUCCCGCACGUGGGUGAGUUCGGGCGCUACCAGAAGCUCCUUAUCUUCCUUAUCUGCCUGCCGGCCUGCAUCCCCUGCGGCUUCCACGCCUUCAACCAGCUGUUCAUGAGUCCCUUCCCCCCCCACUGGUGCCGCAUCCCCGAGCUGGAGGAGGCCGGGGACUUCACGCAAGAGGAGAUCAGGAACCUUACUAUCCCUGUGAUUCAGGGGGCGUUUAGCCAGUGCAGUCAAUACCUGGUGCGCAACUUCACCGCUGUGGCACUCACGGGGCAGCUGAAGCCAGACCCUUCCUGGCCGGUGGUGCCAUGCAUGAACGGCUGGCACUAUGACACCUCCGUCAUCUUCUCGUCGAUUGUCAUUGACUAUGACCUGGUCUGCGAGCGCGCCAUCUAUCCGACGGUGGGUCUAUCGGUCCUCAACGUGGGCGGGAUCAUCGGCGUCUACAUUUUCGGCACAAUCUCCGACAGGUUCGGCCGGCGCGUCUCCUUCCUGGUGUGUCUGGCCGUCGAGCAGGUCUUCGGUCUCCUGACGGCGUUCGCGCCCGACUUCUGGUCGUGGAUGGCCUGCCGCUUCAUGGUGGGCCUCACCGUGCCCGCCAUCUACCAGAUUCCCUUCAUCAUUUCCCUGGAGUUGGUCGGCCCGAGCUACCGCAGCUUCGUCACGGUGAUGACCUGCCUCUUCUACGUGGGCGGGAUGCUGCUGCUCGCCGGAGUGGCCUACCUGGUGCGCAAUUGGGUGCACCUGUGCCUCGUCACCUCCCUGCCCUUCUUCACCUACGUCGUGUACUGGUGGUACCUCCCGGAGUCCCCCCGCUGGCUCCUGGCCCAGGGCCGGCUGCACGAGGCCUCCACCAUCCUCAACAAAAUGGCGGAAGUCAACAAGACCGAACUGCCGGAGUCGUUCAUGCAUAAACUCAAGGACCGCAUGAUCGCCCAGCAAGCACUAAGCUCAAACUCGUCACAGAAGACCUCCGGGGUUGGUUUCUGCAGCAUGUACAAAACGCCCAACAUGAGGCUUAAGGCUAUUCUUAUUACUAUAGUGUGGUUCGCUAAUGAAACCGUGUAUGUAGGACUAAGCUAUUACGGACCAGCAAUGGGAGAAGAUGAAUACCUCUCCUUCUUCCUUGCCUGUGCCGUCGAGGUCCCUUCUUACCUCCUCUGCUGGAUCGUCAUGGACCGCUGGGGACGUCGCUGGAUCCUAGGCGUGGGCAUGAUCCUUGGAGGAAUAUUUUCUAUCUGCACAGUCCUUAUGCCUGAAGACGCGUCCAUGGCCACGCUCGUGCUGUACCUGGUGGCCAAGUUCGCGGAGUCGGCGGCCUUCCUCAUCAUCUACCCGUUUGCCGCCGAACUGUACCCGACGGAGGUCCGCGGCGUCGGCAUCGGGUUCUCGGCCUAUGUCGGGGGCUUAGGCCUCGUCAUUAUUCCGUUUAUCAAUUAUCUGGGCACAGAAAUGCUGGUCCUUCCCCUUCUGAUCAUGGGCGUGGUGUCCACCCUGGGCGGCUGCCUCACCUUCCGCCUGCCGGAGACGCUGCAGCAGAAGCUCCCCAACACCAUGGCGGAGGGCGAGGAGUUCGGCAAGGACUUCACGUGGAAGCAGUGCCUCGUGUGUGUUCCGGAGAAGCCCCAGGCGGAGUCCUCCUUGAAACACAGCCUGGAGGAGGAGGUGAUAAGCGUCGAGAGCCUGGGUGCCCCUCGAGCGACCGGCAGCCGGCCAGGAGGACCAGACGAGUCUACGCCCCUGCAGAGGAUGGGCAGCAUGGGUCCGUCUCGAAGGGGAAUCCUCAUGAAACAGUCGAGUAUCAUGGACACGCCCAUUAUCACGGAUUCCUCGGGCGCUAUGAAGCUUACGUUCUGGGUGUAG